Molecule: messenger RNA, 420 nt
Organism: Mycena citricolor
Lineage: Eukaryota; Fungi; Basidiomycota; Agaricomycetes; Agaricales; Mycenaceae
Source: the annotation of a GenBank genome assembly
AUGACCCCCUCAAGGGGAGCACAAAUCACUGCUGCGAUGGCAACUCCAAUGACGGACCACAUUUCUGAGCGGAUAUGGCUGGAUGAGCAAGGCAAGGAAGAGGUGGCUGGAACAUUCCAGGGUAUGGACGCGCAAGCAAACUUGACAGGGGGAAGUAGCGCACCCCCUUCGAGGGAAGUACUGGAUGACAAACCAGGAAUCGUUGCAUUGGUCACUGAUGCCAUACCAGGCAACUUCAUGGACAUUGCUAGCCCGGAGGCACUACCAGACGUACCUAACACAUCAAUAUUCACGCGAGCCACCAAUCCAUUCAAACCAGAGUGUGUUGCGGCAAUUCUGAAGCUGGUCAAGACUGGACCAGAUCUUAUCAGAGGUGUUCCCGGUGGAGGGCGCAACUUACGCACCAAAGAUCCCGCCUGA